Exophiala bonariae is the source of this 438-nucleotide messenger RNA. RefSeq lists its product as uncharacterized. Gene Ontology annotation, cellular component: cytoplasm. Gene Ontology annotation, molecular function: acid phosphatase activity; non-membrane spanning protein tyrosine phosphatase activity. Gene Ontology annotation, biological process: protein dephosphorylation. The coding region runs from base 1 to 438 and encodes 145 amino acids. The transcript has a single exon. The record is from RefSeq and is a predicted model, not a curated record. NCBI's taxonomy places the organism in Eukaryota, Fungi, Ascomycota, Eurotiomycetes, Chaetothyriales, Herpotrichiellaceae.
AUGGCAGAAGGUGUUUUUCGUUCACUGACCAAAUCCAACUCCAGAAUUGGUCAGGUGGACUCGGCGGGCACAGGGGCAUAUCAUACUCUUGAUCCUCCUGAUGACCGAACCAUGGCCAUACUGCGGAAGCACAAUAUCACCGAUUAUGACCAUGGUGCUCGACAGGUACGGGGAGAGGACUUUGAUGAGUUUGAUUACAUAUUCGCCAUGGAUCAGCAGAAUUUGAGGGACCUACAGAGAGUGCAACGAAAGGUGGAAGGCAGAGGACAGAAGAGCAAAGCUCAACUGAUGCUCUUUGGUGAGUUUGCUGGUAGUAAGAAGCCUGAACAAGUCGGCGAUCCUUAUUACGGGGCCAACAACGGAUUUGAUACUGUCUAUGAGCAAGUCACCCGUUUCUCAAACAACUUUUUGCGACAAGUUGUGAACAAGGAUGAAUGA